Messenger RNA from Paramisgurnus dabryanus, 2625 nucleotides. RefSeq names its product lysine (K)-specific demethylase 7Aa (gene kdm7aa). Lineage: Eukaryota; Metazoa; Chordata; Actinopteri; Cypriniformes; Cobitidae. The record is from RefSeq and is a predicted model, not a curated record.
AUGGCGGCUGCCCAGCUCUACUGUGUCUGCCGGCAGCCCUAUGAUUUUAACCUGUUUAUGAUCGAAUGCGACAUUUGUAAGGACUGGUUUCAUGGCAGUUGUGUCCAGGUAGUGGAGCACUAUGCCGCCGAUAUUGAUGUUUACCACUGUCCCAACUGUGAGCCCAUCCAUGGACGCUCUCUGAUGAAAAAGCGUAAUAACUGGCACAGGCAUGACUACACAGAGCCAGAUAACGGCACACGGCCGGUGCAAGCGGGAACUGCUGUGUUUGUACAGGAACUCCAGGCCAGGAGCUUCGCCAGCGGCAAUGAAAUUCUGGUGCAUAUGCAUGGGAGUCAGGUGACCCAACAGUACCUGGAGAAAGAGGGCUUCCAUUACCCAAUAGUGGUGCCUCAACUGGAUGGCCUGGGCCUUAAAUUGCCCCCUUCAUCUUUUUCUGUUAAAGAUGUGGAGCAUUACGUGGGUGCCAAUAAAGUUAUCGAUGUCAUUGAUGUUGCGAAACAAGCGGACAGCAAGUUGAAGCUGGGAGAGUUUGUGAAAUAUUUCUACCAGCCCGAACGGCCCAAAGUGUUAAACGUUAUCAGCUUGGAGUUCUCGGAUACAAAGAUGGCUGAUUUGGUGGUUGUUCCGGAAUUAGCGCAGAAGAUGUCCUGGGUGGAGAACUACUGGCCCGACGACUCGUUCUUCCCCAAACCAUUUGUGCAGAAGUACUGUCUGAUGGGAGUAAAGAACAGCUACACAGACUUUCACAUCGACUUUGGAGGGACCUCAGUGUGGUACCAUGUGCUCUGGGGUGAAAAGAUUUUCUACUUGAUCAAGCCGACUAAGGCUAACCUUGCACUAUAUGAGUCGUGGAGCUCAUCGCAUAAUCAGAGCGAAGUAUUCUUCGGCGAUAAAGUCGACAAGUGUUACAAAUGUGUGGUUAAGCAGGGAUCUACAGUCUUCCUUCCCACUGGCUGGAUCCACGCAGUGCUCACCUCUCAGGACUCCAUGGCGUUCGGGGGGAAUUUCUUGCAUAACUUAAACAUUGACAUGCAGCUCAGGUGUUAUGAGAUGGAACGUAGACUGAAGACUCCAGACCUCUUUAAAUUCCCUUACUUUGAGGCCAUCUGCUGGUAUGUGGCCAAAAACCUUCUGGAGACCAUGAAAGAGUUGCGGGAGGACAAAUGUCAACCUCAGGGUUUUCUGGUGAACGGAGUAAAAGCUUUAAUUUCAUCACUGAGGACAUGGCUGAGGAGAGAGCUGACUCAACCAAACAGUGAGGUUCCCGAUAAUAUCAGGCCAACACAUCUUAUUAAAUCUCUGACUAAGGAGAUCCGCUACCUGGAGGAAGAUCCUAAUAAAUUUGGAAAAUCUCAGGAAAGUGCCGAGUGCCCAUUAACACGCUCAUCACUGGAGAGGGGUUGUCAGGCACAGCGGGCGGCACGCCGGCUACAUCGACAUCAUCAUAAUCAUCACAGCCACAAACAUCCAUCUAAUCUGGACGUCCUGGAGCUUCACACGCUGGAGGUGCUCAAGAGACUGGAGGUCGGACAGCUGGAGGAGGAUCCAGUCUUUAACUCCAAAGUGAAUGGCAAGUUUAAGAAAGUUUCUUCAGUGUCUGCUGCGGCUGUUGAGGGUAAUAAUGAUAAUGCCCUGCGUCUGGUGCUGUGUAAUGGCAAAAUUAUGAGAGAGAGGCUGUCUGUUAGUAAUAGGGUGACCAAAGACAUUGGUGUGGAAAAGUCACAAGAGGUGAAGUUGGAAAGAUUGUCUGUACGCCCACAACAAGAAGUGAAAAAAGAAGAAACAGAGGAGGAUAUUGGAGUAUGUUGCACUAUCAAGGAAACAAUCAGCCAUGAUGAAGCUGUGAAGAAAGAACUCAGGACAGAAUCGUCACAACAUGUAGCAUCAUCAGACACAGACUCUGAGUCAGACGCAGAACAUUCUGCUGAGAAACACACAUCAGAGUCUGAGAGUUCUGAGGAUGAAGAUGCUGGACACCAGAGUGACUCAGGGAGCGGCCAGAGGCACAACCAUCAUGAGCGAUCACUAAAACGAGAACGUCCUACCUCACCAAACACCCAAAAUGCCAUUCAGGGCAUGCUGUCAAUGGCGGGGUUGCUGUGUCGAGAAGAGUCCGAAGAGGGCGCUAUUCUACAGCAGCCUUGGUGGUCCAACCAGGGUAGUAGCAGUGGUAACAGUAGCAGCAACAGUAGCAGUGACGCGUGGGACAGCAGCGAGCCCUGUUCGGCACCAAGAACCCCAGAUGGAGAGGGAGGAGGACUCCAUCUGGGAGAUGUGUACUUGUACAGGGAGAGCUCAGUUUCUCCUCCACUUCAUCCCUCCAAGAGACACGCCCCUAACCCCACACCCAUCAGCAACCAGGCCACUAAAGGAAAGCGUCCUAAAAAAGGACAAGCUACAGCUAAACAGAGGCUGGGGAAGAUAUUAAAGAUGAGCCGCCAUAAAGGCUUGUUCCUGUAGCACGAUGCCACGUGUAAUAAAUCAGCUGCUUUUCAUAAUACGCUGGGAUUAUCAUCACACACAGUUCUCUUACUCACUGUGCAUGUAUAGGUCACAGGGUAUGUUUAAUGGCUCACACUCAUUUUUGUAUACAAGUCAUUAUCCAUCAACGCAGGGAAAACU